CGCAAUUGUUCACAUUGACGCUAAGGUUGCUACAUACUACAGACUGCAGUGCUGGUGACAUGGUUAUUCUUGUCACACCUUUGGCAGUUGAUCUCUAAGCGCCCAGGCCCAAUAGCGCCCGCAUUUCUCCUCUUUCUAGCCUCCGAUCCGGGCGCUACCAACAUCGCCCCUCCACGAAUGACAUCCCAGAACGCCAUCUUUAACCCGGCCAACGUGAUGCCUCUUGCAGGCCCGUGUCUUGGACCGAAUGAUAAACCAAUCCCAAGCUCCCAGUCACUGUGUCUCUCCGCCUCUCGGGUGCAACGCAUAGCCUCUGGCUCGCCAGACUGGACAGUCUUCCACCUGAACAGUGACCCUGGAUGGUCGUCGCUGCGGGCGUUGUCACAUCGUGCUCUGCGAUUUGACUCGUCAGACUGGACCUGCAGUCCCCGCCAUCCUCACCAUGCAAGCGCCAUCGCAGGAACUGCCCAUGCCCUCAGUCUGGCACUCAAAAACUCCCGCCAACCCUCCUGAUUCACGGUGGCUUGUGUUUCAAUGAUUCUCAUUCCUGCUCCCGAACUGAACUGCUUCCUUCAGUCGCUGAGACUGAAACCUUCGGAAAAGCUGCUGGCAAGCUUUGA
Aspergillus brunneoviolaceus CBS 621.78 is the source of this 620-nucleotide messenger RNA. RefSeq lists its product as uncharacterized. The coding region runs from base 178 to 513 and encodes 111 amino acids. The transcript has a single exon. NCBI's taxonomy places the organism in Eukaryota, Fungi, Ascomycota, Eurotiomycetes, Eurotiales, Aspergillaceae. The record is from RefSeq and is a predicted model, not a curated record.